Molecule: messenger RNA, 2278 nt
Organism: Pantherophis guttatus
Lineage: Eukaryota; Metazoa; Chordata; Lepidosauria; Squamata; Colubridae
Product: vomeronasal type-2 receptor 26-like
Biological process (GO): G protein-coupled receptor signaling pathway
Cellular component (GO): plasma membrane
Molecular function (GO): G protein-coupled receptor activity
Source: RefSeq, a predicted model, not a curated record
AUGUUCCCAGAUGAAACUCAUCAAUUUAAAGCAAUACUGCAUUUAUUGUUACAUUUUAGAUGGAUCUGGGUUGGGUUGGUUUCUCUGUAUGAGGAAGAUAGGGACAAGUUCAUUCAAAAGAGACUUUCCAUGUUUUCAGAGAAAGGAAUCUGCUUUGACUUUAUAGAAUGUUUUCCCCAAAUGAUGUAUGGUAGUCAAGCUGGUGAAAUGAUGGAAAAUGGAGAAAAAUUAUACAAAGUCAUUAUGGAAAGUACGGUCACUGCAGUCAUCUUGAGUAUUGAAAUUACAGGCAUGUUGUUUUUGAGAGUAAUGAUCAAUGUUUUCAAUGUUGAUAAUAUUCCAAAGGAGAGAACAGCCAAAGUUUGGAUCAUGACAGCCCAGAUGGAAUUCACCUCCAUUCUGAUACAACGACAGUUCCACAUUGAUUUUCUCCAUGGUGCACUUUCCUUUGCAAUUCACUCAAAGGAGCUGACCGGAUUCCAACAAUUUAUACAGAAGAGAAACCCAAACUUAGAGAAAAAUGAUGGGUUUAUUAGGGAUUUCUGGAAAGAUGCAUUUGAAUGUUCCUUCUCCAGGGAUAUUACAGAUGGGAACGCUGAAAGGAUCUGCACUGGAGAAGAGAAUCUGGAGACUCUUCCUAAUUCUGUCUUUGAGACCACCAUGAAUGCACAUAGUUACAGCAUCUACAAUGCAGUCUAUGCUGUAGCACAUGCUCUGAAGGCCAUGCGCUCUUCCAAACUCAAAGGGGGUCGAAAAAUUGAUGAGAGGAGAUGGAAGCUCUUCCUCCGAUCACCUUGGCAACUCCACUAUUUUUUGCAACAAGUCUCCUUUAACAACAGUGCUGGAGAACAGGUUUCUUUUGGCCCGAAUGGGGAAUUAGAAACUGGAUUUGAUAUUUUAAAUUGGGCCACAUUUCCAAACAAAUCCUUUCUGAAAGUCCAAAUUGGAAAGAUUGACCCCCAGGCUCCCCCAGAAAAGCUAGUCAUAAUUUCUGCAAAGGAAGCUGUUUGGCCUCUUAUGUUUAACCAGGCAUUACCUCUUUCCAUCUGUAACAAGGAAUGUCCUCUUGGCCAUAGUAAGAUAAAAGUGGAAGGAAAAUUAUCCUGCUGCUAUGACUGUAAACCAUGUCCAGAAGGGAAGAUAGCUGACCAAUUGGACUUGGAUGACUGUUUUCCUUGUCCAGAGGAUCAAUAUCCAAACAAGGAUAAGAAUAAUUGCCUUCUAAAACAUAUAAUAUAUUUAACUUAUCAAGAACCUUUGGGGAUUUCUUUGGCAGUGAUUGCAGUCUCCUUUUCUGUCAUCUCAGCUGUGGUCCUCGGGAUAUUCCUUAAACAUCAGGACACACCUAUUGUGAAAGCCAAUAAUAGGAACCUCACUUACAGCCUUCUUGUUGCUCUCCUGCUCUCUUUCCUUUGCAGUUUGCUCUUCAUUGGGCAACCUGACCAAGUGAAAUGUCUCUUGAGACAAACUGCUUUUGGCAUCAUCUUCUCUGUAGCUCUUUCUUGUAUAUUGGGGAAAACAAUCAUAGUGGUCCUUGCUUUCAUGGCCACCAAGCCUGGAUCCAAAAUGAGAAAAUGGGUGGGGAACAGGUUGGCUAUCUCUAUUGUCCUAUCUUGCUCCCUGACACAAUUCUGCAUUUGUGUGGUGUGGCUCACUAUUUCUCCACCCUUCCCAGAUUCUGACAUGCACUCCAUGGCUGAAGAAAUUGUUCUACAAUGCAAUGAAGGUUCAACCACUAUGUUUUAUACAGUGCUUGGCUUUCUGGGGUUCUUGACUGCUUUCAGUUUCACUGUGGCCUUCCUAGCCAGGAAUUUGCCUGAUACCUUUAAUGAAGCCAAAUUUAUUACCUUCAGCAUGUUGGUCUUUUGCAGUGUCUGGGUGUCAUUUAUUCCCACCUAUUUGAGUACCAAGGGAAAAUACAUGGUGGCUGUAGAGAUCUUCUCCAUUUUGGCUUCAGCAGCUGGAUUACUGCUCUGCAUAUUUUCCCCCAAAUGCUUUAUCAUUGUUCUGAGACCUAAUCUGAAUAAGAAGGAGCAACUAAUGAAAAAAUGAAACUGAUUUUGACACCAUAUCCUUAUGAAACCUUAUUGGUUGCUUUCAGCAUUUAGAUUUUUUUUUUCCUUUUCAAUCUGAAGUUUAGCCUUCUUCCUUCUAUCACCAUAUCAAUGACCUACAAAGCAAUAAUUCUGACAAAUUCACUUCAGAACCUAGAAAAGUUCCCUUAAUCGAUUUUUAAUGCUAGAUAAUUAUUCUGAGCCCUAAUCAGAAUAGUAAGCAA